This is a messenger RNA of Epithele typhae, 984 nucleotides long. RefSeq lists its product as uncharacterized. The transcript has 19 exons. Lineage: Eukaryota; Fungi; Basidiomycota; Agaricomycetes; Polyporales; Epitheliaceae. Bases 1 to 984 code for a protein of 327 amino acids. The record is from RefSeq and is a predicted model, not a curated record.
AUGGUCGUGAUCACGCUCGACAACACCCUGGGCGCUGCCUUCAUUGGCUCCACACUGACCUCGAUCCUUUAUGGUCUUACCACGGUUCAGACCGCGACGUACUACACGCGCAAUCCGGGAGACCUUCCGAUUUGGAAACUCACGGUUGGGAUUCUAUGGGUACUGGAUACCGUGCAUACGGCGCUCGUGGCACACAUCGUUUACUUCUACGGUGUGACGCAUUACGGGAACGUGUUGAUCAUUUCCAAACCUAUAUGGAGCAUUGGAGCACAGCUGUUUGUUGCGACUUUUAUGGACUCCAUCAUCAGGGGCGUGUUUGGCUAUCGGAUAUGGAAAUUAUCAAACAGAAAGCACGGAAUAUCGGUGGUUUCUAUCUUGUUCAUAUUGUCAGCUGUAACGACAGGCACGGGAAUUGCAUACGGGAUCAAAAGUUACCAGGUCACCGGAUUUGAGGAGUUCCUCAACGUCGAGUGGCUGGGGUGCUGGGGUCUGGUGAUGAUUGUCUUAACAGACGUUGCGUACGCUGCGGUCCUGUGGUACUUGCUCUCCGUUCGGCGAAGCGGAAAUAAGAAAAUGGCAAUGGACGGUGUCGUUCAGACACUAAUGUUGUACGCGAUCAACACUGGGGGUUUGGUUGCGGUUUGUGCCAUUGGAUGCUUGAUUGCUUUCGUCUCCGCCCCCAACACCUUCAUUUACAUCGCGAUCUACUUCAUCCUCCCCAAACUGCUCAUGAACGCGCUCCUGAUGACCUUCAACACGCGCGAGUCUCUUCGGGACCGCAUGGCACAGGGCGGGGUCAUCCACCUCUCCGGGCUCUCGUCUGCCGCGUCGGACCGGCCGAGCGCGGGGCACAGCUCGGGCGGGAUCCGCGCGCGGACGAUGGAGGAGGGCUCGGUGGGGUCCCGCGCGCCGAAGCCGCCGUCGGGGGUGCUCGUCAUCUCGCAUGAGACGAAGGGGUCAGAGUUUGAGGGGGAGCCCUUUUGA